AUGGCAUUACCACGCCUUGUGGUGAUCAAAUCAAACUACAACCACAAAUACUUGCGCUACAUCCAAGAAGAUGGAAAGGUGCACGGGCUACUCCAAUUCUCCGGAAAGGAGAUUGUGAGCCCGUACGUCAAGUUUGCAGUGGAGGCGGCAAAGUACGGACAUGGACUGGUGCACAUUCGAUGCUGUUGCAACAACAAAUACUGGCAAAGGAGUUCGAAAGACGACAAGUGGAUCGCUGCGGUGGGUGACGAACCGGAGGAAGACCAAAGCAAAUGGUCAUGCACGUUGUUCGAGCCCCUCUACGUAGGGGUUGACGCUAAAACAAUACGAUUUCGCCACGUCCAGCUUGGGAACUAUGCGUGCUUGUGGAGGGCAGCCGCCCCAUACGAGUCAUGUCUGUACGCAGCAGCACCAACGCCCGGCAAAGAGUGCGAUAUCUUCAUUGUCGUUAAUUGGCAAUCAUUGUUGAUACUGCCAAAAAAAGUCGCAUUCAAGGGCUCUAAUGGCAACUUCCUCACCUCCUCCUGGAUCGAGGACCAUCCAUAUCUGGCAUCCACAAGCAGCGACAUUGGAGAUAUAACAGUUGGGAACGAGGUGAUUACCACCGUCGAUGGGAGCGUCCAAAUCAAGUCCGAUUACCACGGCAGAUUUUGGAGGCGUAGCCCUAAUUGGAUAUGGGCUGACUCAGCAAGCAACUCCACUGAAGACUCCGACACCAUGUUUUGGCCGAUUAAAGUAGAUAGCAGCAAUGUAAUUGCUCUCCGCAACUUGGGUAACAACAAUUUCUGUAAGUUACUAACCACGGAGGGUAAGACAAAUUGUCUUAAUGCCGCUGUCUCCACCAUUACCAAAGAAGCACGGUUGGAGGUGCACGAAACUGUUUUCUCAAGGAGAAUCUAUAAUUGCAAUUAUCGCCUCACAGAUGCCAGGAUCUACGGAAAAACCCUCCUCACCAUGGCCACCGGAGAAGCCAUUAACUACAACAAUGAGCCAAGCUCCUUCAGCACAAAGCUCUCGUACACAACGACUAAGAGCAGUACUUGGAAUUAUAGCGUUUCAUUGAAGUUGGGUGUCAAAACAACCUUCGAAACAGGCCUUCCGUACAUCCUGGAUGGAAAGGUUGAAGUUUCCGCUGAGGUUACCGGAACAAAGGGGUGGGGAGAAACUGAGAUUUCAACAACCACAGUGGAGACUGUGUACAAUGUUACCGUGCCGCCAAAAACUAAGGUGACGACCGACAAUCUUCCUGACGGGACAUCUAUUACUUACAACAUGGGAGACGGCGUUUACACUGGUAUCAAUUCCUACGACUUCCAUUACGAGACCAAAGAAGAAAAGCUUGAAGGUUCAAUAGUCGGCGUUCCAUUGGUUGUGGAUGGACGAGAGAUCCCACCGUACUGUUCCAUUGUUUGUCAACAAAGAUACACUCAACACUCUAUUCUGUCAUAA
This is a messenger RNA of Rhododendron vialii, 1449 nucleotides long. RefSeq lists its product as uncharacterized. Gene Ontology annotation, cellular component: extracellular region. The record is from RefSeq and is a predicted model, not a curated record. The coding region runs from base 1 to 1449 and encodes 482 amino acids. Lineage: Eukaryota; Viridiplantae; Streptophyta; Magnoliopsida; Ericales; Ericaceae. The transcript has 3 exons.